UGCAGGCGGCCCAGAAGCGACCCUUCUUUGCUCCGGGUGGGUGGUGCCCUUCGUCUCCCGACCCAGGGGUCCAGGCGGGACAUGGCCACGGCCACUGUGGCAGCAGCAAGACGAGGCUUCUGCCGAGCCCGUCCACUCCUCCUCCGGCGCGGUUACCAGACGGAGAAGGGCGUCUAUGGCUACCGGCCGAGGAAGCCCGAGAGCCGGGAGCCCCGGGGCGGCCUGGCGCGCCCUCCAGUUGAUCAUGGCCUUGCCAGGUUGGUGACAGUAUACUGUGAACAUGGUCAUAAAGCUGCCAAAAUCAACCCCCUCUUCAGUGGACAAGCCUUGCAGGAGAAUGUGCCUGAAAUCCAAGCUCUUGUGCAGACCCUGCAGGGACCCUUUAAUACCACAGGAUUAUUGAACAUGGGGAAGGAGGAGGCCUCUCUUGAGGAAGUAUUGGCCUAUCUCAACCAAAUCUACUGUGGGCAAAUUUCUAUUGAAACCUCUCAACUUCAGAGCCAGGAGGAGAAAGACUGGUUUGCCAAGCGAUUUGAAGAACUGAAAAAAGAGACUUUUAGCACAGAAGAGCGAAAACACCUGUCAAAACUAAUGCUAGAAUCUCAGGAGUUUGACCACUUUUUGGCCACCAAGUUUGCCACAGUGAAGCGGUAUGGGGGCGAAGGAGCCGAAAGCAUGAUGGGCUUUUUCCACGAGUUGCUGAAAAUGUCAGCCUACAGCGGGAUAACGGAUGUGAUUAUUGGCAUGCCCCACAGAGGGAGGCUUAAUUUAUUGACAGGCCUUCUGCAGUUCCCUCCAGAGCUGAUGUUCCGUAAAAUGAGAGGCUUAAGUGAAUUUCCGGAAAAUGUUUCGGCCACUGGAGAUGUCCUGUCUCACUUGACCUCUUCGGUUGACCUGGACUUCGGCGCGCACCAUCCCCUCCACGUGACCAUGCUGCCUAACCCCUCACACCUGGAAGCCGUCAACCCCGUGGCCGUGGGGAAGACUCGAGGAAGGCAGCAGUCUAGACAGGACGGGGACUACUCUCCAGACAGUUCGGCUCAGCCUGGGGACAAAGUCAUUUGCUUACAGGUUCACGGUGAUGCAUCUUUCUGUGGUCAGGGGAUUGUUCCUGAAACAUUUACGCUGUCUAAUCUCCCACAUUUCAGAAUUGGUGGGAGCGUCCAUCUGAUUGUCAAUAACCAGCUGGGUUACACCACUCCUGCAGAAAGAGGAAGGUCUUCCUUAUACUGCAGUGAUAUCGGGAAGCUUGUGGGCUGCGCCAUCAUCCAUGUCAAUGGAGACAGCCCAGAGGAAGUGGUCCGUGCCACACAGCUGGCUUUUGAAUACCAGCGCCAUUUCCGGAAGGAUGUGAUUGUUGAUUUGUUAUGCUACAGGCAGUGGGGCCACAACGAGCUGGACGAGCCCUUCUUCACCAACCCAGUCAUGUACAAAAUCAUCAGAGCCCGAAAGAGCAUCCCAGACACCUAUGCAGAACACCUGAUUGCCAAUGGACUCAUGACCCAGGAAGAGGUGUUGGAAAUCAAAUCCUCCUACUACUCGAAGUUAAAUAACCAUUUAACCAACAUGGCACACUAUAGCCCCCUGGCCACCAACCUGCAGGCCCACUGGCAGGGCCUGGUCCAGCCGCCAGCCUGCAUUAGCACCUGGGACACGGGUGUGCCCCUCGACCUCCUGCGGUUUAUUGGCGGGAAGUCCGUGGAGGUGCCAGAGGACCUCCAGAUGCACAGUCACCUUCUGAAGAUGUACGUUCAGUCCAGACUGGAGAAAGUGAUGGAUGGAACAAAGUUAGACUGGGCCACAGCAGAAGCUCUUGCCUUGGGCUCAUUACUUGCUCAGGGUUUUGAUGUGCGUCUGAGUGGGCAAGAUGUUGGCCGUGGAACUUUUAGUCAGAGGCACGCAAUGGUUGUUUGCCAGAAGACCGAUGACACCUAUAUCCCUCUGAACCAUAUGGACCCUAAUCAGAAGGGGUUUCUAGAGGUCAGCAACAGCCCCUUGUCAGAAGAAGCUGUCCUGGGGUUUGAAUAUGGAAUGAGCAUUGAAAGCCCCAAGUUACUGCCCCUCUGGGAGGCUCAGUUUGGUGAUUUCUUCAAUGGUGCUCAGAUCAUUUUUGACACGUUCAUCUCUGGAGGGGAGGCUAAGUGGCUCCUACAGAGCGGCAUCGUUAUUCUCCUUCCCCAUGGGUACGACGGGGCUGGACCCGACCACUCCUCUUGCCGCAUAGAGCGGUUCCUGCAGAUGUGUGACAGCGUCGAAGAGGGGGUAGAUGGAGACACAGUGAACAUGUUCGUGGUGCACCCGACUACUCCUGCACAGUAUUUCCACUUGCUCAGGAGACAGAUGGUCCGGAACUUCCGAAAACCCCUCAUCGUUGCUUCUCCGAAGAUGUUACUCAGGUUCCCUGCAGCUGUGUCAACUCUUCAAGAAAUGGCACCAGGAACAACAUUCAAGCCGGUCAUUGGCGAUUCAUCUGUGGAUCCCAAAAAGGUCAAGAGUCUAGUGUUCUGCUGCGGCAAACAUUUCUACGCCCUGCUGAAGCAAAGAGAAUCCUUGGAGGCCAAAAAGCAUGACUUUGCCAUCAUCCGGUUAGAGGAACUCUGUCCUUUCCCACUGGAUUUGUUACAGCAAGAGAUGAGCAAAUACAAACAUGUUAAAGAUUUUAUUUGGAGUCAGGAGGAGCCUCAGAACAUGGGUCCAUGGUGCUUUGUUUCUCCAAGGUUUGAAAAGCAACUGGCCUGCAAGCUCCGUCUUGUGAGCCGACCCCCUCUCUCAGCCCCUGCUGUAGGAAUUGGCACCCUUCAUCUGCAGCAGCAUGAAGAUGUCCUCACCAAGACCUUUGCUUGAUGGUGUCCUUUGAACCAGCAUUACUUCCUUUUAAGAAAACAACCAUGAAGGGCGCCUGGGUGGCUCAGUCGGUUAAGCGGCUGCCUUCAGCUCAGGUCAUGAU
Messenger RNA from Neomonachus schauinslandi (Hawaiian monk seal), 2947 nucleotides. It is a transcript of the gene DHTKD1, whose product is annotated as dehydrogenase E1 and transketolase domain containing 1. Gene Ontology annotation, biological process: tricarboxylic acid cycle. Gene Ontology annotation, molecular function: thiamine pyrophosphate binding; oxoglutarate dehydrogenase (succinyl-transferring) activity. The transcript is spliced from 17 exons. The coding region runs from base 82 to 2844 and encodes 920 amino acids. NCBI's taxonomy places the organism in Eukaryota, Metazoa, Chordata, Mammalia, Carnivora, Phocidae. The record is from RefSeq and is a predicted model, not a curated record.